CAUUCUCUCUCGCGGGAUUUUAUGGCAACUCUCGCUGUGAAGGUUUCUUCAAUAGUACAUCCGGACCGCCACCCCCAAAGGAGACUCAAGGAUGGCAGCUUCGGUAGUUUUGAAUACCACUAAGCAUCUCUGGAGACCGGUCUUGCUGACACCUCGUUCGGUGCAGGCUGUAACAGAUGGCAGUCGCAGGAACGUGGCCUCGCAAACAACCAUUCCUCCACCUGCCAAAUAUGGGGGACGUCACACUGUCACCAUGAUUCCCGGAGAUGGCAUUGGGCCAGAACUCAUGCUUCAUGUCAAGGAGUUGUUCAGGCAUGCUAGUGUUCCUGUGGAUUUUGAAGAAGUUCUGGUGAGCUCAGAGGCAUCUGAAGAGGACAUCAAGAAUGCCCUCAUGGCCAUCCGUCGGAACCGUGUGGCCUUGAAAGGAAACAUCGAGACAAACCAUAAUCUACCACCUUCCCACAAGUCCCGGAACAACAUAUUGCGCACCAACCUGGACCUCUUUGCCAACGUGAUCCAUUGCAAGAGCCUUCCACGAGUGGCAACCAGGCACCGUGACAUCGACAUCCUGAUAGUCCGGGAAAACACGGAGGGGGAAUACAGCAGCCUGGAGCACGAGAGUGUAUCUGGUGUAGUGGAGAGCCUGAAGAUCAUCACCAAGACCAAGUCACUGCGCAUUGCUGAGUACGCCUUCAAGCUGGCGCAUGAGACCGGUCGCAAGAAGGUGACUGCCGUCCACAAGGCCAACAUCAUGAAGCUGGGGGAUGGUCUCUUCCUGCAGUGCUGCAAAGAGGUUGCGGCCAGCUACCCAAACAUCACCUUCGACAGCAUGAUUGUUGACAACACCACAAUGCAGCUGGUGUCCCGCCCGCAGCAGUUUGAUGUUAUGGUUAUGCCUAAUCUCUAUGGCAACAUUGUGAACAAUGUCUGUGCUGGACUGGUUGGGGGCCCAGGCCUAGUACCAGGAGCAAACUAUGGACGCGACUAUGCAGUUUUUGAAACGGCCACACGCAAUACUGGCAAGAGCAUUGCGGGCAAGAACAUCGCCAACCCUACAGCCAUGUUGCUUGCCAGCUGUAUGAUGCUGGAUCACCUCAAAUUGCACAGCUACGCAUCUGUGAUCCGCAAAGCAGUCCUGGCCUCCAUGGAUGAUGCAGAUACUCAUACACCAGAUAUUGGGGGCCAGGGAACAACUUCAGCAGCUGUACAGUCAAUUCUGAAGCAGAUCAUCAAUGCCAGCCCUAGCGUGGCACAGUGAUAUCCUGAAUCAUAAGGGCAGCAACAAAGGAGUUUUCCCACACCAGCCGCAAUGAAACCAAUUCCCUGCUGCCACGUCCACGAAAGAGAGUGGAGUGACCCUUCUUUUAGCAAAUGGAGCUGUCCCUUCCAUUACAAGUUAUUAAAGCACAAUCUCCAUCUUUUGUACAUAGUGUGCAAAUUGACAGUUUCUCCCCACCUCCCCAUAGGAAAUAAAUGUCAUAGUGAGGUC
Messenger RNA from Varanus komodoensis (Komodo dragon), 1489 nucleotides. RefSeq names its product isocitrate dehydrogenase (NAD(+)) 3 non-catalytic subunit gamma (gene IDH3G). Gene Ontology annotation, biological process: tricarboxylic acid cycle; isocitrate metabolic process. Gene Ontology annotation, cellular component: mitochondrion. Lineage: Eukaryota; Metazoa; Chordata; Lepidosauria; Squamata; Varanidae. Gene Ontology annotation, molecular function: oxidoreductase activity, acting on the CH-OH group of donors, NAD or NADP as acceptor; magnesium ion binding; NAD binding. The coding region runs from base 92 to 1258 and encodes 388 amino acids. The record is from RefSeq and is a predicted model, not a curated record. The transcript has 14 exons.